CGUGUGGGUACGUCGCAUUUUCACAGUCGCAAUGCAGAACGGCGAUUUUUCAGUGCAAUAGUUGUGGCACGCGCAGAGCGGCAGAGCAAAUGCGGAGUGAGAGCGGGGCGUGGAUUGUAGUGAAAAUCGACUAUUAUAAAUGGGAAAAAUCGCAAAAAUAUGCAAAACAAAUACAAAUAAGUAGCAUUAAUUGUCUUUUACUAGGAGCUAGCAUUAUGAACGAGAAUAAGUGAGUAAAUUAGCCAAGGCAGUGCUGCUGAUUGCUUAAACGACGCAUUUUCGGAGGGCUGAAGUGAAUAGUGAAUUAAUUCAAGCGCUUUGCGUGGAUAAUUUAAUUGUGUGAAUUUUAUACAAAAUUAAUUAAAUUAAUUAAACAAAUUUUGCAUAUAAAAAUAAUAUAAAUUUAACGAAUAAAUAAUUCGUCUAAAUACAACAACAUUGCUGGCAUUGAAAACCCGUGAAAAAAUCGGAGUGUAUAUACAUACAAAUAUAGUUUAUUUUGUAUGUGCGCAUAAUCACGACAAUUGCUAAUAUUUGGCCGCGUGCCAUUAAAGGCCUAAGCGGGCGGGCGACAGGCGCUUUUCUGCUGAAAACACCCCGACAGCAUAGAGGCCGAAACAAAAAGCAAAUAAUUUACCAUACAACCACAUACACCUACAUACCUACAUCGGCAAUAACAUGAGUGAGACUAAGCUUUUUGACGGCAGUUCCGGCCGUUUGGCGCUUGGUUCAACAGUCGUCGUGUACUGUCUGUUCUACAAUGACGCUUGCGGACCGGCAAUAGUGUUUGCCAAUUUCCUAGCCUUCACCUAUGGCGCAAUGGCAGCUUACUGCAAGGCCCAUUUGAAAUCCCUCCAAAUGCCGUACAUUCGGGCGAGCAACAAAUUCGACUAUACCUGCCUAUUUCUCGCCACGUGGUUGGAUGUGUUGGCGGUGCUGUGUGCCUGUGUGGCCCUGGCGCGUACCAUGAGCACCUGCUUGGAUGCCAUGACGGGCGGUAUGGCGCACAUUCUGAUUUUAGAAAUUGUGUUAUGUUUACUUUUCGGUGGCACUGUGUGCAAUUUUAUCUCAACACAUUUGCGAAGUCAGAUUUUUGGCAUACUUUCAGGCCGCAAUUCAUCACCGUACGAGCCGUGGCCGGAUGUGCUGGGUGUUGCCGUCGUCAUUAUAAUUACAGUUAUGUUUAUGCUGGGACUGGACCAUUCAAAAGUCUUCCAUAUCAUCAUGUGGUGCGGCAUUAUCAUCCUGAAUUUGUGUCCGCCGGCUGCGGCUUCCUGGAAAGGCGACAUUUUGGAGUGGACACGAUAUUGGUUUCGGCCCGAUGGAUUUAUUAGUCUUCUAUAUCCGGCGGCGCUACUUUCCUUUGCUUAUCCCCGAGAGUUGCCACUGCCCAAUUCAUUUCUCGAGCGUUUCAAGGGGUUUGGAAAAUUCUUCAGAACUCUCUUCAUCUUAUGUUUGACGAUAGUAUCCCUAUCAUUUUUGGUACAUCACAAACCAGUUAACGAAUACAUUGCCAAUCCAAUCCUCAACUUUCUGGACGAUAUUACCUUAGGCAAGCUGGUGCCAGCCGCUGCUUGUCUGCUAAUGCUAACCUCAUCAGCCGCAUACUUGGAACUCUUUCCUGAACUCUAUGGUUUAAUAGUGCGUUUCGCUACCUCAGAAUGGAAGGUGCUCUCAAAGCACAUCAGCUACGAAAGUUCCGAAAGCGGUAGUCCUGUAUUUGCUAUUUUCAUAAGUGGCAGCCUCUGUGCCAUGCUGGCCUUUGCGUGUCCAAUGCAACACCUCAUCAACACGCUGGCGGCUAGUCAUUUAGCUGCAGGCUUCUUAAGAGCCUUAUACUUAUUGUACAUACCAUUCCGUCCAAAGUAUAUACAACGUUCCGUAGCGAUUUCGUCACUUGCAUAUAGUCGGCUUAGCACAGCAGCCGCCGCAACGGCUUCGUACAAGCGUCCAGAUGCGAAAAAGACCAGUAAGCGGAGCAUAUUGGGUGUCAACGUAGCCAAUAUAAGUACAGCGAAGAAACCAGCGCCGAAGAAAAAACCGAAAAAGGAGUUAGAAAAAGAAUGGCUUUUGCUGGGUGAACCCACAUCUCCGUGUCCUACACGCCAACCGACCGAUGUCGAAUCCGCAAUGCAGUCGAGCAGUAAACCAGUGCCUUUGAAUUUCAUUUACCCGGAGGUAGUCGAGAUCAGUGACUCGGACACCUCAACAGAUAUUGAUGCGAUUGUCGAUGAAUAUAGACAGAAAAUUAGGAUUACAACCUCGGGCCUAUUAGACAUGAGCGCGCGUGUUCCAACGGUAUUAUCUUGGCGCUUUGCUUUGUUUAUCAUUUUUGUCGUAAUCUUCGGCAUAGUUUCAUUCGCUUUCAAUAGUUUGCAGCAAAACCCACAUGGCGAGAUAGUCUUCGGCUGUGGAACAAUCAUACUUAGCUCCAUGUUAUCAUUGCUUCCACGCCACAAGGCCGGUGUUAUCUGUUUGAAUCCCGUUUUCUUGAGCGGCACCCUUUUAACCAGUGGCGCACUUUUUGGCGCGUGUUCAUACUACGUUUGGCCUGCGAUAGUGUUUUGGAUAAUUGCUGGCCUCAUGUUAUUGCUGCGCUGCGACAAUUGGUGUUGUGGUUGCUUCGAACAUAGCGGUGGCACCAUACAAGAACAGUUAAUACCGAACGAUGCGCCGAAAACAAUGACAAAGUCGACGGCAAUACACAUACCGGGCCCACCUACAAACCCCGUAACAGUACCAACUCUAGUGAAUACGAGCAGGUGACAAUUAGAGUCGUCAGAGAGUGAAGACCUCAAUGUGUGCGACUUCAUAGAGAGCCGAAACGAAGAUGACGAACUCUGUUGGAGUGAGUAGAAAUUUUGCAGAAAUACAAAUAAAAUGAAAUGUUCAAACAACUGAGUACCUAUUUGUGUCACCUGAUAUAUUUGGAGUGAAAUGUUGUGCCGCAGCCGUAGCCAUAGUCAUUGCCGUCUCCGUAACGCCGCCUGCUUGCCCGAAACUGCAACCGAGUAGAGAAAGCAUAUUUUAUAAGACAAAUCCUCAUCCAAAAUCAGGCGAAAAUCCUACAGUUUUAGUCAGAAAAAAACUGGUGUAUGAGUAUUUAUACUAUUAUAUAUGUAUUGUGUGCUUAAUUUUAGAGUUUACUUCAGAUAAACAUAAAGAAAAUUUAGAGCACUAGGAUUUGUAACUUGAAUGAUCGAACUAUAAUACGAUUAACAGUUAUAGUAUAAUUUCUAGUUAAAUAAUAUUAUAUGUCAUAUGUGUUGGAUAAACAUUUUUGUAAAGAGUAAUUGAAAAACAUGUGUGCUAAAUUAAAACUAAUCAAAUUGUAAUCAAAUAUUUCAUAAUCAUUCGGGCUCAUCAAUUUAACGUUUGAGUUGAAACAAUUAGUUAUACGAGCAAGCUCACUUUCGAGUGAAACAUAUAAAAAAUGACAUAAUUUAAGUAAAUAAAUUUUCGAAAAUAUCAUGAAAUUACUAUAUUUUAAAUUACA
This is a messenger RNA of Bactrocera tryoni, 3496 nucleotides long. RefSeq lists its product as uncharacterized. The record is from RefSeq and is a predicted model, not a curated record. The transcript has 12 exons. Gene Ontology annotation, biological process: amino acid transport. NCBI's taxonomy places the organism in Eukaryota, Metazoa, Arthropoda, Insecta, Diptera, Tephritidae. Gene Ontology annotation, molecular function: amino acid transmembrane transporter activity. The coding region runs from base 679 to 2766 and encodes 695 amino acids. Gene Ontology annotation, cellular component: plasma membrane.